Molecule: messenger RNA, 920 nt
Organism: Nyctereutes procyonoides (raccoon dog)
Lineage: Eukaryota; Metazoa; Chordata; Mammalia; Carnivora; Canidae
Gene: KRTCAP3
Product: keratinocyte associated protein 3
Exons: 7
Coding region: 102-824 (240 amino acids)
Source: RefSeq, a predicted model, not a curated record
UUGGGCCUCCAGGUGCGGAGCGGGCGGAACUGGCCGGGAGAGCGAGGGCGGGGCCGCGAGGCCAGGUAGAGCUGCCCUGCGGCUGGGCGCGGAGGGCCGCGAUGAGGUGCUGCGGCCUCUACACCUUCGACGCGGCCAGCGGCCCCCGGCGGCUUAUGCGCGUGGGCCUCGCGCUCAUCCUGGUGGGCCACGUGAACCUGCUCCUGGGGGCCGUGCUGCACGGCACAGUCCUGCGACACGUAGCCAAUCCCCGCGGCGCCGUCACCCCGGAGUACACCACGGCCAAUGUCAUCUCCGUGGGAUCCGGGCUGCUGAGUGUUUCCGUGGGACUUGUGGCCCUCUUGGCAUCCAGGAACCUUCUGCUCCCACGACUGCACUGGGCCCUGCUGGCCGUAGCGCUGAUGAACCUGCUCCUGUCCGCCGCCUGCUCCCUGGGCCUCCUCCUUGCCGUGUCGCUCACUGUGGCCAACGGUGGCCGUCGUCUUAUUGCUGACUGCCAUCCAGGACUGCUGGAUCCUUUGCUACCGCUAGACCAGGGGCCUGGGCGGGCUGACUGCCCGUUUGACCCCACGAGAAUCUAUGAUACAGCCUUGGCUCUCUGGAUCCCUUCUGUGUUCAUGUCUGCAGCGGAGGCUGCCCUGUCUGGUUACUGCUGCGUGGCUGCACUCACUCUCCGUGGGGUGGGGCCCUACAGGAAGGAAGGGCUUCAGGAGCAGCUGGAAGAACUGACAGACCUUGACCUUCCUAAGUGUACAAGGCAGGAAAAUGAGCAGCUACUGGAUCAAAAUCAGGAAAUCCAGGCAUCGCAGAAAAGCUGGGCUUAAGACAGAGCAGGUGCCAAUCCAGAGGCUCAGUUCACAACGGUGACAUAAACCCCAGGAUGACGUAAACAGCUGUAAUAAAAGAACUCUUUCCUUCUA